Molecule: messenger RNA, 1502 nt
Organism: Scomber scombrus (Atlantic mackerel)
Lineage: Eukaryota; Metazoa; Chordata; Actinopteri; Scombriformes; Scombridae
Exons: 5
Coding region: 278-1054 (258 amino acids)
Biological process (GO): immune response-regulating cell surface receptor signaling pathway
Cellular component (GO): plasma membrane
Molecular function (GO): signaling receptor activity
Source: RefSeq, a predicted model, not a curated record
UGUGUGUGGGAGUGUUGAGGGGGGUGGAGGCUGAUGAAUGGUUCACUUCCUUCCUUCCCUACCUCCAUCUGGAUAUGAGAAGACAGCACUGGAAAUAGGAAAAGAAAGUGAGGAAAAGAACAUAGGCUGCGGGACUCCCAACGACAGAUAACAAUUCUAACAAGGAGCCGAGUUUUCAAAGGAAUCCAUGCGUGUCUAACAACUUUUCCUGAUAAGUCAGGACUUGUAGACUUACAGUAAUCUGUACAGAGCAAGUGAAACCAACCCAAAGUUAAACAUGUCACAGACAGACAUGUAUCUGCUGGUUGCCAUCGGAUGCCUCUGCUUUCUUCCUUCUGGUUUCCAUGCCGAAGAAUGUAUUGAAGAUGUUCUGGCAAAACGUGAGACACUUUAUGCACCAGCAGGGGGCAGUCUGUCCCUGUUCUGUGUGGUCCAGCACUGCGGACACAACUGGACAGGGGAGUGGGUGUGGAGAAAUUUGACAGAUGAAAAGUCAAGAGUUGUCAAAGAUGGUGACAGGUACCGGUUAACCAAUGUGAGUCUCUCAGCCAAUCAGACCAAAAUGCUUCUCACCUUUCUGAUUGUCAACAAGGUCGACGAAGGUUCCUAUGGAUGCAAGGUCUCAUGGGAUCAAUUGGGAACUGCUCUGGGGCAUGGGACGUACCUGAACAUCACUGCACCUGUUCCAUCUCAAAGGAACGUGUUGUACAGGAUUUUGAUCUAUGCCGGAGCUGUUUGUUGUCUUCCCAUCAUUCUGCUAUUGGCUCGUUGUCUGAGUUCUGAGAUUCAGCCUAAGCCAUGUCCAAGGACAGUGUUCAGACAUGCAACACAGUACACAGCUGUUUACAGAGCACGACCACAUCUGGCUCCACAGCCUCCACCUCGACGCCCGGUACCACAGAAACGUAGCACUUCCUCUCACAAAGCUCCUGCCAAACCCCAGCAGAAGAUUGAGGUGGUGUAUGCAGACAUUUCCAAGGAUGCACUGAAGCAAGAGCAAGCCAGCAGAGAGCCUACACAGUCCACUGUCUACUCAGCACUCAGGUUUCCUUGAUGCAGUAAAGUGGAGGAGAAAGAAGAAGAGUGGAGGGUUGUGUGAUGGUUAUUUAAGUGGUCUUUGCAUUUUGGAAAUGCUGUUUGCUCUUUGACGGGUUCAAAGAUAUCUCAUGGGGCCUGCGGACUUCCCUCUUGUGCUGGGUUCCAUCUUAGACAAUUGUUUGAUGUUGACUAACAUGACAGUUUCAAAUCAUCUUUGAGCCAAAUGCAAGACUUCCCCCUUUGAAAAGUCUGCAUUGAAAAAUGUAUCAACUCUCUGGACUCUCUGACAUGGACGUUAUGACUGUUACUGUGAAGUAGAAACCAAUUGUGAACGCAGCAUAAUGGACCCCAAGUGGAGCGAAUAAUGAGGAUAUAUUGUCUACCAGCUGAAUCACCCUGAGGUGCCGUAGAGAGAAGACAGACUUUAUUUUGACUCUGACUUCACUGCUUUUUUUUGUUUUUAU